AUGGUCAGGGCAGAUCUCACACUACGACAUAUAAAGACACAAAGACACAGGAGGAACUUUGUUGGUAAGUUGAGUAUUAAAAACCUAAAAGAAGCUGCAAAUAAACUGACCGAAAGAUGUGCAGACCUUGAGAAAGAAACCAAGAACCUAGAUAUUCAACAGAAAUACGACUGGUUUGAGACUUCAAUCAAACUAGCAAAAAGUACCUGCACUAAUAAAGAAAAGAAGAAAAGCUAUUUAUCAAUAAAAACAAAAAAUCUACUCGAAGCAAGGAAACAAGUAAUCAGUUCCAGAGACACAGAGAACCGUAGAAAACGCAUAUCAGAGCUGAGUAAAGAUAUAAAACAGAGUAUGAGAAGGGAUAGAAAACAAAACAGAAGAAAAAAAUAG
Messenger RNA from Parnassius apollo (apollo), 390 nucleotides. Lineage: Eukaryota; Metazoa; Arthropoda; Insecta; Lepidoptera; Papilionidae. The record is from the annotation of a GenBank genome assembly.